Messenger RNA from Melitaea cinxia (Glanville fritillary), 2442 nucleotides. RefSeq names its product nephrin-like. Gene Ontology annotation, molecular function: protein binding. The transcript is spliced from 16 exons. The record is from RefSeq and is a predicted model, not a curated record. The coding region runs from base 1 to 2442 and encodes 813 amino acids. NCBI's taxonomy places the organism in Eukaryota, Metazoa, Arthropoda, Insecta, Lepidoptera, Nymphalidae.
AUGGAGUGUUCGCUCCGUAGCUCGACGCGAGUGCUCUCCCUAUGGACCUUGAUCAUCGGCAGCUUCAAUAUAGCAGGUCUACGUCCGGGUCCGAGCGUGAGGGCGGAGUCACUGGACGCGGUCAAUUUGUCAGCGGUGGCGGGAGGAGACGCCACGCUUCCUUGCGACACCCGAUCGCCUCAGCCACCCGACGCUCUUCUUCUUGUCGUCUGGUACAAAAACGAUGUACCUAUAUACAGUUACGACGGUCGAAUGGAAGGACCGUCAGCGCAUUGGGCGGAUGCAUCUCUCGCUGGUCGAGCGAGAUGGCACGCCAAGCCACACUCCGCUCUACGAAUACGCGACGUUGUACCCACCGAUCGAGCUCUGUACCGCUGCAGAGUCGAUUUCAAAGUAUCACCGACUAGGAACUACAAGUUCGUCCUUCAUGUGAUUGAAUUACCAGAAAAACCGAAAGUAUUCGAUGAGGGUGACAAGGAAGUGAUCGGUGUCGCCGGACCGUACAUCGAGGACACAAGCUUGAAACUCACCUGUGUUGUAAGUGGAGGUAAGCCGAUGCCACGCUUACGCUGGUGGCGGGAUGAUAAAGUCAUCUCUAAGUUGGAACCAGUUGAAGACGAAACCAGGCUAAGCCUUCUAGAGUUAAGGAUACCGAGGCUUUCGAGAGAAUACUUCGAAGCAGUCUACACUUGCACAGCGGAUAACACAGCGCUGGUUCCUCCACUGAGGGUUAACGUUCAAAUUCAGCUAUAUUUGCGACCGUUGCUCGUUGAGAUACUGGCGCGUGAACAACCCCUGUCAGUCAGUCAAGAGACAGAGCUGGCUUGUAGAGCCGUAGGUGCGCGGCCGACAGCAAUCAUCACCUGGUGGCUGAAUGAUAAACAGAUGACUGUCACAGAUCCACAAAAAAUAUCCGAAGAUCGAAAUGAGACGAUAUCGGUGCUGCGUUGGACGCCCCGUAUGGAGCACAACGGACGCACUUUAACAUGUAGAGCUACUCAUGCGAAAUUGCAACACACUAUCCUUGAAACUUCCAUGAAACUAAACUUGCACUAUGUUCCUAUAGUAGAACUAAAGCUGGGUUCUACGUUAAACCCAAACGACAUAGAAGAAGGCGACGAUGUGUACUUCGAUUGCACAGUGAAGGCGAAUCCACCAGCUUACAAAGUUGUUUGGGAGCAUAACGGUCAAGUAAUGACGCACAAUCAACGCGCCGGGGUGAUAGCGGGAUCAGCAAACUUAGCCCUUCAAAAAGUAUCCAGAGAGCAAGCGGGAAAGUACGUUUGUGUCGCGUCCAAUGUGGAGGGGGACGGAAGGUCAGCAGCCGUCAACUUGCAAGUUAUUUAUAAACCAAUGUGUAAGAACAAGGUAACAGCCAUUGUCGGAGCCGCUAUCAAUGAAGAAGCGCGCGUUACUUGUGAUGUUGACGCCUUUCCACCACCAACAAACUUUCAAUGGACUCUCAACAGUACUGUAGGCACCGUUGAAUUGGAUAAACAUAAAGUGGACAAUUCCGGACGUUCCAUCCUAACACAUAAGCCAUUAUCAGACACGGAUUAUGGGUCCCUAGCAUGCAGGGCCACUAACUUAGCGGGACAACAAAUCGAGCCCUGCAGAUAUACCCUACUGCCCGCUGUGAAGCCAGAUCCACCCACUAACUGCUCAUCACUGAACUUGACUGAAGAUUCGGCAGAACUUAAAUGUUUAGCUGGUUACGACGGAGGCCUUCAAACUACUUACUUCGUGGAAGCGUGGGAAAUGGACACACUUAUCGCAAAUGUUUCCACAAUAACACCGCUGUGGAAGUUACAAGGACUCGGGUCGGGGAAAGAGUUAACGCUAGUGUUUUAUGCGAAUAAUGCAAGAGGACGAUCGGAAAUCACCACACUGAGAGUGCAUACAUUAUCAAGAAUGGCUUUACAUACAGAGGCACAAAAUACGAUGGGCAGUAUCGACGCAAGCUGGGCGCUCGGUAUAAUCGCGGGAGCGGUGGGCACGCUGGCGGCGGUCGCGGUGAUCGCGCUGUUGGCGAGGAAGCGGCAGCACCGGCCGCUGCACUAUGAAGCUCCAACGCAGACCGUUAAAGCGUACAAGGGAAUACAUAGUUCUAACCAUUCUCCUAUCCAGCCGGACGACAAAAACCCAGACGUAGUGCCUCUGGGGAAAGAUUUCAAUUGCACGCGAGAUUCAGAGCGACCUCCGGAGCCUCCGCCUUAUGGCGCUGUCGUGUCGCCUCCAGUGGGGUCAUCUAGAAGUGUUCACAGUCUGCAUGACAGAUCCAACACUCCACACACGCCUAACACGCCCAUAUCUGAUGCUCAGAGCAUAGGUACACUAGCGGAAGAUAGACGGAGCGUCACGAGCGGGACUUUGUCGAGGAGAAGAGAAGUCGUGACGACAAGGACGCCGCUACUGGCGAACGCGCGGGAGAGUUGCGUGUAG